Molecule: messenger RNA, 1359 nt
Organism: Alosa alosa (allis shad)
Lineage: Eukaryota; Metazoa; Chordata; Actinopteri; Clupeiformes; Clupeidae
Product: lymphocyte expansion molecule-like
Exons: 10
Coding region: 92-1318 (408 amino acids)
Source: RefSeq, a predicted model, not a curated record
AGCAGAAACGGCAUUAUCAUUAAUGGGCUUGGUUUAGAUGUAAUAACCUAAAAUUAUAUGGACUUGGAACUGUAAACAGGAAUGAUCAAGCAUGGCGCAAAAGCAAUUCAAGGGGGCCCCAUUUGGGACACAGUCAGCAAGGUUUGAUGUUUCUGGGGUCCAUCCUAAAACAAAGCAGAUUGGAACAUUCACAGAAACCCCAUAUUGCAAAAGAUUCACUGAUGAUCUGGUGAGCAGCCUGGGCCCAGGUAAAUAUGAGGUGGAUGCUGGCGACCUCAGUCGGUGUGCAGUGCAGAGCGGGACAGCUGGACAGGUCUGGAGGAAGCAGCUGGGAGCUAACAUGCCUCACAUUCUCCAUCGGAGGGUAUGGACCAUCCAAUGCCAGCUGAGAGAUGCACUUGGACCUGGGAAAUACAACCUCAAAAGUUUCACUGAUGUACUGAAGGAGAAACCCAGCAGUGUGAGGGGUGUGUGUGAUUCUCGUGAGGACAGAUUCAAGGAAUAUAUGAAGAAGUGUCCGGCAGGCCCAGGGAGUUAUGGGAAAGGGGGCAUCCCCAGCAGUCUGCUGGACGAGAGGAGGGCCAGACCCACGGGCAGCUGUGCGAUCAUGGACUUCAACGCUGGAGUGGAGCGGUUCCCAGAGAGACCAGUGGACUGUGGUUUGUACCCUGGCACGUACAAGAUGAAGUCCUUCACUGAGUUAAUCCUGCAGCACCAUGUCGGUAAGAAAGGGCCUUAUGAAAUAUUCACAGGCCGAAGAGACAAACCCAUCAACUCUGGAUACUUUGCAGCUCCGAGAACAGCUACUGUGAAUCCAGGACAAUUCUUCCUGCCACCCAUGUUUGGCGACGGGCUCAAGAAGCAGAGGCAACAUGGCAAAUUUGGCCAAAUGGAGCGCUUCCCCACCGUGCCGAGCGAACGCAUCUACCACAGCACACUGGCACAGAGACCUGAACCAGCAAACCAGCCUGGUCCUGGCUCUAGUGACUACAUGAUCGCUCCACUCUCCCGGGUGGAGAAUAGUAAUCCACCCCCGUUCUUCUCCCCCACGCGUCGCUUCGGCCCGAUGCUUGGGAAGCCGAUGCAGGGCAACUCUUGUAUAGUGGGCCCAGGCCGCUACAACAUCUGCCAAAAAGUAUCAAAGAAUCACAAAAAAGGAAGUACUGCUUUCAAGUCACAGACAAAGAGAUACUUGGACAACAUAGACCAGGACAUCUUUGGCCAGGAGAAACUGAGGCCAUUCAACAUCCCAGCUGAGCAGAGGCCCUAUCACAGGCAUCCGGAUGAGGCUGUGACAUGUUCUACGGCUGCCUUUUAGGCUGAAUACCCACUCUGUGCACGAUAAAUGUUUGAAAUCUA